AUGGGCACUGUUCAAGAAGCUAUUCACCAUGGCAUAAUUGCCGCCGAUUUUCUUUGGACCACGAAACGAGUUGUCCAGGCUAUCGAGCUGUGGAACGAGUGCUUAACACUACUAAACAACAAAAUCUUAGAAAACGAACAUGAACUUGCCACAAUAGUGCGUAUAGCGCUGAACAAGAGGCUGUUUUAUGGAAAUGCUGCUAUUACGAAACUUUCACCAGCUAUAGAAUCUGGCAAAAAGCUUUUAGUCCAACUUCGUAAUCUUAGGAGAAAAAAAAAAGAAGGUAACACAGCCUUGAUGUUAUCAAAACUGUACUUUCAAAAAAGUGAAUACCAGGAAGCACAAGCAGUCCUCAAAAUUGCACUCUGCGUUUACAAAGAAAUCGAAGACAAAGACGGACAAGCGUCAUGCUACGGAAACCUAGGAAAUGUGUUUAAAUCUGUCGGAGAAUAUGCCAAGGCUGAAGAAUAUCUUCAUAAAGCACUUACCAUCAACACACAAAUUGGCGACAGAAACGGAGAAGCGGAAUGCUACGUAAACCUAGGAAAUGUGUUUCGUUCUGUCGGAGAAUAUGCCAAGGCUGAAGAAUAUCUUCAUAAAGCACUUACCAUCAAGAAAGAAAUUGGCGACAGAAACGGAGAAGCGACAUGCUACGGAAACCUAGGAAAUGUGUUUCUAUCUGGCGGGGAAUAUGCCAAGGCUGAAGAAUAUCUUCAUAAAGCACUUACCAUCAACACACAAAUUGGCGACAGAAAGGGAGAAGCGACAUGCUACGUAAACCUAGGAAAUGUGUUUGGUUCUGUCGGAGAAUAUGCCAAGGCUGAAGAAUAUCUUCAUAAAGCACUUACCAUCAAGACAGAAAUUGGCGACAGAAACGGAGAAGCGACAUGCUACGUAAACCUAGGAAUUGUGUUUGGUUCACUCGGAGAAUAUGGCAAGGCUGAAGAAUAUCUUCAUAAAGCACUUACCAUCAACACACAAAUUGGCGACAGAAAGGGAGAAGCGACAUGCUACGUAAACCUAGGAAAUGUGUUUCGUUCUGUCGGAGAAUAUGCCAAGGCUGAAGAAUAUCUUCAUAAAGCACUUACCAUCAACACAGAAAUUGGCGACAGAAACGGAGAAGCGACAUGCUACGGAAACCUAGGAAAUGUGUUUCUAUCUGUCGGGGAAUAUGCCAAGGCUGAAGAAUAUCUUCAUAAAGCACUUACCAUCAACACACAAAUUGGCGACAGAAACGGAGAAGCGACAUGCUACGUAAACCUAGGAAAUGUGUUUGGUUGUGUCGGAGAAUAUGCCAAGGCUGAAGAAUAUCUUCAUAAAGCACUUACCAUCAAGAGAGAAAUUGGCGACAGAAACGGAGAAGCGUCAUGCUACGGAAACCUAGGAAAUGUGUUUCGUUCUGUGGGAGAAUAUGCCAAGGCUGAAGAAUAUCUUCAUAAAGCACUUACCAUCAAGACAGAAAUUGGCGACAGAAACGGAGAAGCGGAAUGCUACGCAAACCUAGCAGCUGGAUUUCUAUCUGUCGGAGAAUAUCCCAAAGCUGAAGAAUAUCUUCAUAAAGCACUUACCAUCAACACAGAAAUUGGCGACAGAAACGGAGAACCGACAUGCUACGGAAACCUAGGAAAUGUGUUUAAAUCUGUCGGAGAGUAUGCCAAGGCUGAAGAAUAUCUUCAUAAAGCACUUACCAUCAAGACAGAAAUUGGCGACAGAAACGGAGAAGCGUCAUGCUACGGAAACCUAGGAAAUGUGUUUCGUUCUGUCGGAGAAUAUGCCAAGGCUGAAGAAUAUCUUCAUACAGCACUUAAAAUCAUGACAGAAAUUGGGGACAGAAACAGAGAAGCGUCAUGCUACGUAAACCUAGGAAUUGUGUUUGGUUCACUCGGAGAAUAUGCCAAGGCUGAAGAAUAUCUUCAUAAAGCACUUACCAUCAACACACAAAUUGGCGACAGAAAGGGAGAAGCGACAUGCUACGUAAACCUAGGAAAUCUGUUUGGUUGUGUCGGAGAAUAUGCCAAGGCUGAAGAAUAUCUUCAUAAAGCACUUACCAUCAAGACAGAAAUUGGCGACAGAAACGGAGAAGCGACAUGCUACGUAAACCUAGGAAUUGUGUUUGGUUCACUCGGAGAAUAUGGCAAGGCUGAAGAAUAUCUUCAUAAAGCACUUACCAUCAACACACAAAUUGGCGACAGAAAGGGAGAAGCGACAUGCUACGUAAACCUAGGAAAAGUGUUUCGUUCUGUCGGGGAAUAUGCCAAGGCUGAAGAAUAUCUUCAUAAAGCACUUACCAUCAAGACAGAAAUUGGCGACAGAAACGGAGAAGCGUCAUGCUACGGAAACCUAGGAAAUGUGUUUGGUUCUGUGGGAGAAUAUGCCAAGGCUGAAGAAUAUCUUCAUAAAGCACUUACCAUCAAGACAGAAAUUGGCGACAGAAACGGAGAAGCGACAUGCUACGGAAACCUAGGAAAUGUGUUUCUAUCCGUCGGGGAAUAUGCCAAGGCUGAAGAAUAUCUUCAUAAAGCACUUACCAUCAACACACAAAUUGGCGACAGAAAGGGAGAAGCGACAUGCUACGUAAACCUAGGAAAUGUGCUUGGUUCUGUGGGAGAAUAUGGCAAGGCUGAAGAAUAUCUUCAUAAAGCACUUACCAUCAACACACAAAUUGGCGACAGAAACGGAGAAGCGACAUGCUACGGAAACCUAGGAAAUGUGUUUCUAUCUGUCGGGGAAUAUGCCAAGGCUGAAGAAUAUCUUCAUAAAGCACUUACCAUCAACACACAAAUUGGCGACAGAAAGGGAGAAGCGACAUGCUACGUAAACCUAGGAAAUGUGCUUGGUUCUGUCGGAGAAUAUGCCAAGGCUGAAGAAUAUCUUCAUAAAGCACUUACCAUCAAGAAAGAAAUUGGCGACAGAAACGGAGAAGCGACAUGCUACGUAAACCUAGGAAUUGUGUUUGGUUCACUCGGAGAAUAUGGCAAGGCUGAAGAAUAUCUUUAUAAAGCAGUUACCAUCAACACACAAAUUGGCGACAGAAAGGGAGAAGCGACAUGCUACUUAAACCUAGGAAAUGUGUUUCGUUCUGUCGGAGAAUAUGCCAAGGCUGAAGAAUAUCUUCAUAAAGCAUUUACCAUCAAGACAGAAAUUGGCGACAGAAACAGAGAAGCGACAUCCUACGGAAACCUAGGAAAUGUGUUUCUAUCUGUCGGGGAAUAUGCCAAGGCUGAAGAAUAUCUUCAGAAAGCAUUUACCAUCAACACACAAAUUGGCGACAGAAAGGGAGAAGCGACAUGCUACGUAAACCUAGGAAAUGUGUUUGGUUCUGUCGGAGAAUAUGCCAAGGCUGAAGAAUAUCUUCAUAAAGCACCUACCAUCAAGACAGAAAUUGGCGACAGAAACGGAGAAGCGUCAUGCUACGGAAACCUAGGAAAUGUGUUUCGUUCUGUCAGAGAAUAUGCCAAGGCUGAAGAAUAUCUUCAUAAAGCACUUACCAUAAAGACAGAAAUUGGCGACAGAAACGGAGAAGCGUCAUGCUACGUAAACCUAGGAAAUGUGUUUGGUUCUGUGGGAGAAUAUGCCAAGGCUGAAGAAUAUCUUCAUAAAGCACUUACCAUCAAGACAGAAAUUGGCGACAGAAACGGAGAAGCGGAAUUCUACGCAAACCUAGCAGCUGGAUUUCUAUCUGUCGGAGAAUAUGCCAAAGCUGAAGAAUAUCUUCAUAAAGCACUUACCAUCAACACAGAAAUUGGCGACAGAAACAGAGAAGCGACAUGCUACGGAAACCUAGGAAAUGUGUUUAAAUCUGUCGGAGAAUAUGCCAAGGCUGAAGAAUAUCUUCAUAAAGCACUUACCAUCUAGACAGAAAUUGGCGACAGAAAAGGAGAAGCGUCAUGCUACGGAAACCUAGGAAAUGUGUUUCGUUCUGUCGGAGAAUAUGCCAAGGCUGAAGAAUAUCUUCAUAAAGCACUUACCAUAAAGACAGAAAUUGGCGACAGAAACAGAGAAGCGUCAUGCUACGUAAACCUAGGAAUUGUGUUUGGUUCACUCGGAGAAUAUGCCAAGGCUGAAGAAUAUCUUCAUAAAGCACUUACCAUCAACACAGAAAUUGGCGACAGAAACGGAGAAGCGUCAUGCUACGUAAACCUAGGAAAUGUAUUUGAAUCUGUCGGAGAAUAUGCCAAGGCUGAAGAAUAUCUUCAUAAAGCACUUACCAUCAAGACAGAAAUUGGCGACAGAAACGGAGAAGCGACAUGCUACGUAAACCUAGGAAUUGUGUUUGGUUCACUCGGAGAAUAUGGCAAGCCUGAAGAAUAUCUUCAUAAAGCACUUACCAUCAACACACAAAUUGGCGACAGAAAGGAAGAAGCGACAUGCUACGUAAACCUAGGAAAUGUGUUUCGUUCUGUCGGGGAAUAUGCCAAGGCUGAAGAAUAUCUUCAUAAAGCACUUACCAUCAACACACAAAUUGGCGACAGAAAGGGAGAAGCGACAUGCUACGUAAACCUAGGAAAUGAGUUUGGUUCUGUGGGAGAAUAUGCCAAGGCUGAAGAAUAUCUUCAUAAAGCACUUACCAUCAAGACAGAAAUUGGCGACAGAAACGGAGAAGCGGAAUGCUACGCAAACCUAGCAGCUGGAUUUCUAUCUGUCGGAGAAUAUGCCAAAGCUGAAGAAUAUCUUCAUAAAGCACUUACCAUCAAGACAGAAAUUGGCGACAGAAACGGAGAAGCGUCAUGCUACGGAAACCUAGGAAAUGUGUUUGGUUCUGUGGGAGAAUAUGCCAAGGCUGAAGAAUAUCUUCAUAAAGCACUUACCAUCAACACACAAAUUGGCGACAGAAACGGAGAAGCGACAUGCUACGUAAACCUAGGAAUUGUGUUACGUUCUGUCGGGGAAUAUGGCAAGGCUGAAGAAUAUGUUCAUAAAGCACUUACCAUCAACACACAAAUUGGGGACAGAAACGGAGAAGCGUCAUGCUACGUAAGCCUAGGAACUGUGUUUCUUUCUGUCGGAGAAUAUGCCAAGGCUGAAGAAUAUCUUCAUAAAGCACUUACCAUCAACAAAGAAAUUGGCGACAGAAACGGAGAAGCGUCAUGCUACGGAAACCUAGGAAUUGUGUUUCGUUCUGUCGGGGAAUAUGCCAAGGCUGAAGAAUAUCAUCAUAAAGCACUUACCAUCAAGACACAAAUUGGCGACAGAAACGGAGAAGCGACAUGCUACGUAAGCCUAGGAAAUGUGUUUCUUUCUGUCGGAGAAUAUGCCAAGGCUGAAGAAUAUCUUCAUAAAGCACUUACCAUCAACACACAAAUUGGCGACAGAAACGGAGAGGGGACAUGCUACGUAAGCCUAGGAAUUGUGUUUGGUUCACUCGGAGAAUAUGGCAAGGCUGAAGAAUAUCUUCAUAAAGCACUUACCAUCAACACACAAAUUGGCGACAGAAACGGAGAAGCGACAUGCUACGUAAACCUAGGAAUUGUGUUUCGUUCUGUCAGAGAAUAUGCCAAGGCUGAAGAAUAUGUUCAUAAAGCACUUACCAUCAACACAGAAAUUGGCGACAGAAACGGAGAAGCGACAUGCUACGUAAACCUAGGAAAUGUGUUUCUAUCUGUCGGGGAAUAUGCCAAGGCUGAAGAAUAUCUUCAUAAAGCACUUACCAUCAACACACAAAUUGGCGACAGAAACGGAGAAGCGACAUGCUACGAAAACCUAGGAAAUGUGUUUGGUUCUGUCGGAGAAUAUGCCAAGGCUGAAGAAUAUGUUCAUAAAGCACUUACCAUCAACACACAAAUUGGCGACAGAAACGGAGAAGCGUCAUGCUACGGACACCUAGGAGCUCUGUUUGUACAUGUAGGAGAAUAUGGCAACGCUGAAGAAAAUGUUCAUACAGCACUUACCACCAACACAGAAAUUGGCGACAAAGACGGAGAAGCGUCUCGCUACCUAAAGCUAGGAAACACAUCUCAAGCCUUAUCGGAUCUCUGGUCAAGCAUUCAAAUUUACGAAAAAAUGCUUACUUCUCUAGGAAGCAAAGAUAGCCACAAUAUAUCAUUUUUUGACAAGAACGCGUCUCCCUAUCGGCUGUUUUGUUCAUUGAGUUGUUUUUGUGGGAAACCCUAUGAAGCUUUACACGCUGCUGAACUUGGACGGGCCAGAGCUCUAGCAGAACUUAUGUCAAAUCGCUACUCCAUUGAAAAAGAAAUAUCCAUCAACCCACAAUCGUUUGUUGGCAUCGCGGAAGUAAUUAAGAAAAAUGGCAACAGCACCUGCCUCUACAUCUCCUAUGACUACGAUGACAAUAUAUUUUUGUGGGUUUUGAAACAAAACAAACCGGUAGCUUUCCGAAGAACGAAACUUUGUGAAAGCUAUGUUAGCAAGCAUGGCAAAAUCUCUGUGUAUGACCUGUUUGGAAACGAAAGCUUAUUAAGAAAAUUUCACGUUUUACCUCAAGAGCAAUGCGAAGACCGAUCACUCUUCUCCUCAUUCGCCAACCAACUUACAAACGGAUCAAAUCUGGAAGAUAGUCUCUCAACCUUGCGUCCUCUUUUAGAUGAGGGAGAAGUAUACACGGACCCUGAACCGCCAACACUUUUUCAGGUUUACAACAUGUUGAUUGCUCCCGUGAGUGACUUGCUAGAAGGAUCUGAAAUCAUUGUUGUUCCUGAUCGCUACUUCUUCCAAGUUCCGUUUGCAGCAUUACACGAUGAAAGUAGCCGCUAUUUAUCAGAUUCUUUCAGGGUACGAAUUGUCCCUUCUUUGACGACUCUCAAGCUCAUUCUGGACAGUCCAGCCGACUCUCACAGCGAAACUGGUGCAUUGAUUGUGGGUGAGCCAAGAGUGACGGAUGUCUAUUUCAAGGGAGUGUUAAGGUAUCUCUGUCCAUUGCCUGGCGCGAAAGGGGAAGCAGAGAUGAUUGCGAGACUACUACCUGAAUCUCACCUUUUAAUAGGAGAGCAAGCAACAAAGCAGGCGGUUCUUCAGAGAAUACCCUCAGUGAGCCUCGUACAUUUCGCGGCUCAUGGUGAUGCCGAAAGAGGAGAAAUUGCUCUUACCCCCGCUGACUCCACAGUGGAGUUUCCACACGAAGCAGACUACUUACUGUCAAUGACCGACAUUUCACAAGUUAGACUGUCAGCCAAACUGGUGGUCCUUAGUUGUUGCCAUACCGCACGUGGACAGAUCAAAACAGAGGGCGUUGUUGGAAUCGCUCGAGCAUUCUUAGGAUCGGGUGCACGCUCAGUGUUGGUGGCAUUGUGGGCCUUACAAGACAGAGCAACAGAGGAGUUCAUGGGAAGAUUCUACGAAAACCUUGUCCAAGGGAAAAGUGCAAGCGAAAGUCUUCACCGGGCCAUGAAGUGGAUGCGAAAUAACGGUUUCUCAGAAGUGAGGCAGUGGGCACCUUUCAUGCUGAUUGGGGAUGACGUGUCAUUUCACUUUGGUGAAGAAAAGUGAAGGUAAUUGUUUCCUGACAAUUAGAGCCAUAGGAAGUCUGUCAGGUCUUUUUGUAUUACAGUUUUAUCAACUUGGGUGCAUUUGGUACUUUUAAGUACCAAAUAGAAAGCAGUAUUUACCCUUAAAAGCCACAUUAUUGACUACAUCUGAAGUUAGCUUUUACUAUGACUGAGGUAAAAUAUCAAUUAACCGCUUUUUAACAUUCGACCACACCUCUGUACUUAUCAGUCAACCCGUGUAUAUGCGAGACUUUGCAUUUGAAAAAAAAAAAAAAACCACCAAGCCCCGAAUCCCUACAACAACACAGAAUGAUUUAAUUCUUUUCUCUCUUUUCUGAUACAUGAGGCACAAAUAAUUCAAUAUUCUUUUAUUUGCUACGGUUCAAUAUGAUCGUGAGGUUUUGCUGACAAACUUUUUUCUUUCUGAAUAUAAUAGGAAGAGAAUUCCAGUUAUGAAUCCGAACCAAACAGCCCAGGGAAGGUUUUUGUUUGAUAUAAAGAUAAUCGGAUCAAAAAUAUUAUGGCGGAGAUCUAGAUCUCAGAAUUGAUCGAAAACACUGCAAAGUACGAAUUAUGGACUGUGUAUGGAGUCUUGACCGUAACUAGAGGGCUUUUCGCUGACACUGACUGAAUUACACAAGUAUACUGGUUCUAAACUUGGACCAAAGAGGGAAGACCGAGAUUCCAUAGGUCAUCAAGGCAAGAAGUUUCAAACCUAUUUUAGCUGUGCACCCUACAUUUCAUUUCUGAUGCCAAUUGAUUGGAAAGUUCUAGCGGUGAGAUAAACUCAAAUAAGUAAACCUCUUCCGCCACGAUAAAGCCGGAGGAUCCCUCCCCCAUGUAAAAUGAACCUAAAUUCCGCUUAGCCCAGCUGGAGUCUUUUGUGUUGAGUAGAUGUGUUUUAUUAAUUUUUAUGUUUCUUAUACAUUACUGUUGCAGGUAUUACACUAACGACACACCAUGGAAUAACGAAACAGCCCUUCCGCAGAAUUCCAAUGAGGUAGUCCCUGGCGGAUAAUGUAAAGGAUCAAUCUCUGCAGCAUACGAACAUUGAUUAAAAGAAUUACUGUGAAAGAGAACUGACUUGCUUGGCCCAGCGGUUUAUCUUUGCCGGCUUAAUUAUUUUUCCCACUAAUCUUAUUUUGUGUGUGUGUGUAGGUACC
Porites lobata is the source of this 8605-nucleotide messenger RNA. The record is from the annotation of a GenBank genome assembly. NCBI's taxonomy places the organism in Eukaryota, Metazoa, Cnidaria, Anthozoa, Scleractinia, Poritidae.